This is a messenger RNA of Cucurbita pepo subsp. pepo (vegetable marrow), 1903 nucleotides long. The record is from RefSeq and is a predicted model, not a curated record. Lineage: Eukaryota; Viridiplantae; Streptophyta; Magnoliopsida; Cucurbitales; Cucurbitaceae.
GUUGCCUUGAGUUUCUCGAUCAGAUCGGCGGUGCCCUCAGCUCCACCUUCUCCGACGGACACUCCAAUCUUCUCUUUCAAAGCCAUCAGGAUCUGAUCGCUCUCAACCUGGACCUUCGCAUUUCAGAUCGCGGCACAUUUCCUGCUCAUGACGGUACCGGACCGAUUCGCAUGCGCCGGUGAACCAAUAUCUUGUUAUAUCCAUCUACUAGCCAGAUCGGUGCGCAACAUUUUGGGAUCGGCGAUCAUUUGUUCAAGAUUGGACCGGAUUCCAUGAAGGAAGACGAUGAGAUUCAGUCCUUUCCGUCGCCAGGGAGUGGAUCUCCGGCUUCUCCGAUCUCUAACGGCCGGAUUACCGUGACGGUUGCGGCGGCGGCGCCUCCUCCUCCGCCAUCUGCUCUAAAUACGAUAACCUUGGCGCUGCCGAUUCAGCAGUCCAAGGGCGGCGGCGGCGGCGGAGGAAGCGGAAGAGAGGAUUGCUGGAGCGAAGGCGCGACGUCGGUGCUGAUUGAUGCUUGGGGAGAGAGGUAUUUGGAACUGAGUAGAGGGAAUUUGAAGCAGAAGCAUUGGAAAGAGGUGGCUGACAUUGUGAGUAGUAGAGAGGAUUAUACCAAGAUACCGAGGACUGACAUUCAGUGCAAGAAUCGGAUAGAUACGGUCAAGAAGAAGUAUAAGACUGAGAAGGCUAAGCUUACUGCUGGAGGAGGCCCCAGUAAGUGGCCAUUUUAUGAUAGAUUGGAUCUAUUGAUCGGUCCGGCGGCUUCGAAGAAUUCUGUUUCCAUCGCCGGUGCAAAUCCGCCUCUGCAGCCGAACCAGAAAGUUCCUCUAGGAAUUCCGGUGGUGAAUCGACCGGUGAAUCCGUACCAGGCUCAGCAGAACCAUAAUCACAGUCAACAACAGCAACAGAAGGGGCCAAAAGCUCAGAAGAUCCAGUACCACAAGCGGCCUCGUACUACAGAUUCCGAUUCCUCAGGCUCCGACAGAGAAACAUCCCCAACUUCCAGUGAUAGUUACCGGCAAAAGAAAGUUCAGAGCAAAAAUGUUAGGGUUCAGAAGGAGGUGGUGAAUCCGAAACUGGCUCAGGUGGGGAAAACUGAAAAGGGAAAGAACGGAUCGAGAGAAAAGGGAUGGGUAAAUGCAGUGAGUGAAUUAACACAAGCAAUUAUGAAAUUUGGUGAAGCGUAUGAACAAGCAGAGAGUUCGAAGCUGCAGCAAGUGGUAGUAAUGGAGAAGCAGAGGAUGAAAUUUGCCAAGGAUCUGGAACUGCAAAGAAUGCAAUUCUUCAUGAAGACGCAGCUGGAAAUCUCGCAACUCAAGCAUGGGAGAAGAGUUGUGGCUGCUGGUAAUCAUCAUGGUAGCAACAACAACAACAACAACAACCACAGUAACAGCGAUAGCAGCAACUAGAUGAGAUGCAGAACAAGGUACUAUUUUUCUCAUCUUUGGAAAUUCUAGUUUGUGCCUGUUUAUUACACUUAAUCUGUUUCCUAAUUUAUCAUUUUCUCUCAUAAUUUAACUUCAUCAAGAUGUUCAAAUCCUAGAGAUUAGUAGUCACUCUGUUUCCCAUUAGAAUUCUUCAUCAUCAUCAUCAUCAUCAUCAUCUACUCUUAGUUUCCUCAUUGAUGAAGUAAAUCCUAUUUGGAAUCGGUGACUGUUCCUUCCUUCUGGUCCUCCUCUUUGGGAAUUAAAUGCCAAAUUUGAGGUCGGACCCAGAUUCUGAAUUUGCAGAGAUGCACUCGUCAUCAAUUGAUUCAAACAAAAUAUAAUUAAAGAGAGAAAACAGAAGGGUCUACUUUAUAUGACAAACGCAGCCCCUCUGAUCCUCUCAUUAGUUGUGUUUAACCUGAAAUUAAUUAAUCAUUGGAUGGGAUUUCAAAUAAAUAAACUAUAUUAUUCUUUUGGCA